GAGGUUUAUAAGGCAGCGUCGGGAGCGUGCACAUCAUUCCCCUGGCAGUACUGCCAGCAGACAGUCCAGCACCAAGUCAGCGCAACAUCAUGUGGUACCUGCUCCUCCUGGUCUCGGCGGUGUCCGCCCAAAUCCCAUCGCUGGGAUGGUGCCCGGAUUAUCAGCCGAUGGCAAACUUCAACGUGAACCGGUUUUUGGGUUCCUGGUACGAAGCUGAGAGAUACUUCACCGUGUCUGAGCUCGGCAGCCGCUGCGUCAAGACGAAAUAUGAGAGCACCCCCGAAGGCAGGAUCCUGGUCUCCAACGAGAUUACUAACUCUUUAACUGGCUUAAAGCGCGUGAUGGAGGGUUCUCUCCAGACCAUCGGCCGCGAGGGCGAGGGUCGUAUCAUCGUCAAGUACUCCUCCCUGCCCGUGCCCUACGAGAACGAGUACAGCAUCCUCGACACUGACUACGACAACUACGCCGUCAUGUGGUCCUGCAGCGGCAUCGGCCCUGUGCAUAUCCAAAACGCUUGGAUCCUAACCCGUGACAGACUAGCGCCGCCCAUGGUGAUGCAGUACGCAUACGCUGCGUUGGAUAGAUACAAGAUCUCCAGAACUUUCUUCGUGAAGACCAACCAGGCCGACUGCAACGUCCUGCCCCUACCAGCCGCCACUGCCUUGCAGAGUGACGAGUUCGUCGUAGACCUCAAGAAGAGCCCAAUCACUGAAGAAGCUAAGGAAGACGUUGUGCCUCUAGAGAAAAGCGUUCCAGUAGUCAUUCCAGAGGUGAUCAGAGAGAACGUCCCAGUAGAACGCUCAGCCGCACCAGAAAUCCCAGAAGAACCGAAACCAGCGAUGCAAGAACUUGAAAAGAAGGAGGAGAAAAAACCAGAAGAAAUGAAAGAUGACAAAGAAAAGAAGACUGAAAUCAAGGAGAAGAAAGUCGGAAGAAAGUACAUUCAUAGGAAUCAUUGAAUUAUGAGAAGUAUCUAAACAAUGGGGCUACUCAACCAAAAAUUGUAUUAGAUACAAGAAAGCCGCUCAAUUUAGCAUAGUCAAUAAAUACUAAGCAAAUGGAAAUCAGACCGAAAAUAAACUGAUAAAAACUAA
Aricia agestis (brown argus) is the source of this 1094-nucleotide messenger RNA. Its product is annotated as apolipoprotein D-like. Lineage: Eukaryota; Metazoa; Arthropoda; Insecta; Lepidoptera; Lycaenidae. The record is from RefSeq and is a predicted model, not a curated record. The coding region runs from base 90 to 959 and encodes 289 amino acids. Gene Ontology annotation, molecular function: pigment binding. The transcript has 5 exons.